Molecule: messenger RNA, 2918 nt
Organism: Diceros bicornis minor
Lineage: Eukaryota; Metazoa; Chordata; Mammalia; Perissodactyla; Rhinocerotidae
Gene: SLC22A13
Product: solute carrier family 22 member 13
Exons: 11
Coding region: 1291-2655 (454 amino acids)
Biological process (GO): transmembrane transport
Cellular component (GO): membrane
Molecular function (GO): transmembrane transporter activity
Source: RefSeq, a predicted model, not a curated record
UCUGCCAUUUUGGGUCUGUCAGUUCCUCUGCCUGGCCCUCUGCCCUCAGUCACUGAUGUUGCUGCCUCUGUAUCUACCCUUGUGCCCCCAUGCCUGACUGGUUGACCAUUGGUAUGCCUGUUUUUCUUUCUGCCAGUCACCCUGUUUUUCUCUUUGUCCUCUGCCUAUUGGCCUAUUUACCUCUCUAUCUAUUUUCUCUCUGGUCUAUCUGCCCAUCUGUCCAUUCGUCUCUGCCUAUCCUUUUAUCUGUCCCUCUGCCUGUCUGCCCAGUUGUCUGCCUUUCUUCCUUUCCCUUCCUGUUUUCCUGUAUGUGCUUUUCUCUCUCUCCAGUGCUCCCAUCUGUCUGUCCAUUUGCCUUUGUCUUUCAGUCCUCCCCUGCACGUCUGCCUGCUCACCUAUCUUCCCAUGUUUUGCUAAAUCUCUUAUGCUAUCGCUUUCCCUGUCCACUCUUCUGCCUUCCUGCUUGCUUGACCCGGGCUUUCUACCUUUCAGCCUCUAGAUCUCUGCCUGCCUGCCUCUGGGAUGCCGGAGGACACCCAUGACUCUAGGACUUGUUCUAUAGAUAACUGAGCAUUUGCUCUUGCAAAAUUCAUUCUCUUAGCAGGCACCCAGGCAGAUAAACAGAAAGAUUCCCGCUCCAGCCACUUCAGAGCAAGAAGGACCCUCUGAAAGCAUCUAGGCCCAUUCUGUUGCUUCCCAGAUCGUAGAAUUGAGGCACAGGGUGGAGAGAAGACUUGGCCAGGGCAACAUAAUGAGUUGAUCAUCCGUUGGGACUCCCACUUGGGGCUGCUGCUGCCCAGUGAACGGGCCAUCCCUGCAGGAACAGGAGAGAGCGCAAUAGUCCAGAAACCUGAGAGGCAGGCAUUGUUCGGAGGAUCUGUGCAACUCGCACUGUUAUGGUGGCAAAUCCUGAGCCUUUGUGGAGAGGGCAAUCUGGAGUCCAGAGAUUAAAUAUUCACUUUUUUUCCCCCUAUGGGUAAAAAGGUAUUUAUUUUUUUAGAGGCUUUCGAGGACAAUGUUUUAACCAAAGGCAAACAUUCACUUUUUAAUACGUAACCAUUAACCUGUCCCCAGAACCCUGGCAGCCUGAGGAUAUGUCCUGCCUGUCUUCCUCCUGGCCCUCCACCACAUUCUACCCCAGGGGGGAGUAGGUUGCUGUGAACUCUCCCAGCCUCUGGAUCUAGCCCAGCCUAGCCCAGUGUGACCCUCCUUGGCUUCUCUAUCAUCUCCGCAGCAUCACUCCCCUGAGACCAAAGGAAGCCAUUGACGAUUUUGGAACUGAGGAGGGAGAUGUCAUGGGGUGUGCUCCAAGAAAUGGAGUUCAACCUGGUUUGUGAUCGGAGGCAUCUGAGCGAUACCUUGCAAUCAAUCUUCAUGGCUGGGCUCCUCGUUGGGGCUUUCAUCUUUGGGCCCCUCUGUGACUGGAUUGGCCGCAAGGUCACCAUCCUGGUGCAGCUGCUCUUCUUCGCCAUCUUCGGCCUGAGCACAGCCUUUGUGCCCACCUUUACGCUCUACGUCAUCCUGCGCUUUGCUGUAGCUACUGCCGUCGCUGGAUUUACCUUUAGCAAUGUCACCCUGAUGACAGAGUGGGUGGGGCCCUCGUGGAGGACUCGCACCAUGGUCCUGGGCCAGUGCGCCUUCUCCGUCGGGCAGAUGGUGCUAGCAGGACUCGCCUAUGGCAUCUGUAACUGGAGGAUCCUGCAGAUUGCCGGCACUUCACCUGUGUUGUUGCUCUUCUUCUACUACUGGGUUCUACCAGAGUCGGCACGGUGUCUCCUGACCCGGGGGAGGGUAGAGGAGGCUAAAACACUGAUCCAGAAGGCGGCCACGGUCAACAAGCGGAAACUCUCCCCAGAGCUCCUGAGCCAGCUGGUCCCAGAAAAGACAGGCCCCUCAGGGAAUGCCCUGGAUCUGUUCAGAUACCCCCAGCUCCGGAAGAUGACCCUGAUUCUCUUCUUAGUCUGGUUUGUAGACAGUCUGGGGUACUUCGGCCUGGGCCUCAAAGUAGGAGACUUUGGCCUGGACAUCUACCUGACGCAGCUAAUCUUCGGAGCAGUUGAGAUUCCUGCCCGCUGCUCCAGCAUCUUCAUGAUGCAGUGGUUCGGCCGCAAGUGGAGCCAGAUGGGAACUCUGAUUCUGGGUGGCCUCAUGUGUAUUGCCAUCAUUUUCGUCCCAGCAGAUCUGCCUGUGGUGGUCACUGUGCUGGCCGUGGUGGGGAAGUUUGCCACAGCUGCUGCAUUUACCGUCUCCUACGUGUACUCUGCUGAGCUCUUCCCCACCAUCAUCCGAGACACAUGGCCAGGCCCUGAAGGACACCAUCGAGGACCUGGAGCAAGGGCCCCACCCACGGUCUCUGAAGUCAGAACCCUCAGAAAAGGACACGGAGGCCUCUGGAAGAACUUCCAGCCAAGGAGUGGCCUUUGUGAGCAACACGUACUUCUGAUUGUGUCUCCAAGAGCCAAACCAGCAGCAGCAGGGAGCUGCCUCAAUUUUACCCUGAAAAUAGUUGGGACCUGUGAGCAAGACCAUCCUUAUGGAUGGAGGCAGCACCGUGACCUGCCCCAGCACCAGCACCUGCUUCUGUGCCCAAUCCCAGAAGCAUCAUUACCUUCCUCAUCCCCAGAUCCCCACCCUCAAUACCCUGUUCUGGUUUAGAGUCUUGGGCUCAUCUGCUCUCUGAUAGCCUUGUAGGGGUAUGGCUCCCCUGACCCCCUCAAUCUGGGGUCCCUCUGCCCUCAAAACACAGUCAAGCUUUGGUGGUUACCAGAGGGGAAGGGGGCAGGGGGGAGGGCGAAAGGGAUAAUUCGGCACAUGUGUGUGGUGAUGGGUUGUAAUUAGUAUUUGGGUGGUGAACAUGAUGUAAUCUAUGCAGAAAUAGAAGUAUAAUGAUGUACACCUGAAAUUUAUACAAUUUUAUA